This is a messenger RNA of Hylaeus volcanicus, 4672 nucleotides long. RefSeq names its product exportin-5 (gene Ranbp21). Gene Ontology annotation, biological process: RNA export from nucleus; protein export from nucleus. The transcript is spliced from 9 exons. Gene Ontology annotation, molecular function: RNA binding; nuclear export signal receptor activity; small GTPase binding. Gene Ontology annotation, cellular component: RNA nuclear export complex; cytoplasm; nucleus. Bases 229 to 3873 code for a protein of 1214 amino acids. NCBI's taxonomy places the organism in Eukaryota, Metazoa, Arthropoda, Insecta, Hymenoptera, Colletidae. The record is from RefSeq and is a predicted model, not a curated record.
GUGUGGUCGGUGUGGUAGGUAUAUGUAAUCGUUCAACGUGCCGCGUAUCUCACAGAGGCGAACUUCUUUGACUAAAUAUAAGAUCGCCGCUUAUGCACGCCGCGAGUUUUCGACUCUUCGAGCAACGACCAGAUAUGAAUUGACAGGCUGUAUUGGCAGUAAUUUUGCCGGACGUGUAUCUUUGAUCAGUCUUGAUCCACGAUCGCGUUACGAGUGGAGUAGGUAGGAAUGGAGUUCGGAGUGGGCGAUGUUGCCCAAAUAUCAGCAGAACUUGCCCAAGUGGUUGAGGUGAUGAUGUCCCCAAAUGUACCACAACAGCAACGUUUGGAAGUAUAUAAUGCCUGCGAACGAUUUAAAGAAUCCUCCCCUCUGUGUGCACAAUGUGGAUUAUAUCUAGCGCAAAAGUCACCAAACAGAAGUUCUGUGGUUCGUCAUUUUGGACUACAGCUAAUGGAGCAUUGUAUUAAGUAUAGAUGGACACAAAUAUCACAGUCAGAAAAAAUAUUUAUCAAAGAAAAUGCGAUGAAGCUACUUCAAGAAGGUACAGAACCAUUACUGCAAGAAGAAGCUCAUAUUAAAGAUGCUCUUUCUCGCGUUGUGGUGGAAAUGAUAAAACGAGAAUGGCCACAACAGUGGCCUACAUUACUCGCAGAACUUAGUCAGACAUGUACUAGAGGUGAAAGUCAAACCGAAUUGGUUCUUCUAGUAUUUCUAAGGCUUGUAGAAGAUGUUGCACUGUUACAAACAUUAGAAUCCAAUCAGAGAAGAAAGGAUAUAUACCAAGCGCUUAACACAAAUAUGGCUGAGAUUUUUAGCUUUUUUCUAAGAUUAAUGGAACAACAUUUUUCGGAGUUUCAAAAAAAGAAUAAUUUAGGGUGUACUUCUGAAGCAGCAGCGCAUAGUAAAGUUGUACAGGUAGUAUUAUCUACAUUAACUGGAUUUGUGGAGUGGAUUUCGAUUCAUCAUGUUAUGGCAGAAGAUGGUAGAUUAUUGCAGAUAUUAUGUCUUCUGUUGGGAGAUCCAAUAUUUCAAUGUUCAGCAGCCGAAUGUUUGUUACAAAUUGUAAAUCGCAAAGGGAAAGCUGAUAGGAAACAGUUGUUGAUUUUAUUUUCCGAAGAUGCUUUAAGAUACAUUUAUGCCGCAGCAACGGCAGUACCACCUGGUACCGGAUCAAACGAGUUUCACGAAAACCAUUACUUGUUUUUAAAGAAACUUACACAGGUAUUAACUGGAAUGGCGACUCAACUAUGUGCAAUUUGGGGCAAAGAUGAUGGUUCUAGUAUUCGACCAACUCAUUUCAACAUAUUUCUAGAUACUGUGUUGACUUUCACUAUGUCUUCAAGCUUAACAUUAAUACAUAUGGCAAACGCAAUUUGGAUAAUACUGUUUAAACAUGAACAAAUAAAGCAGGAUCCAUUAUUGUUAACUUACAUACCAAAAUAUGUAGAAAGCACAGCACCAAAGUUAAUAAAAAUAGCAUAUCCACAUGGUAGACAAAGUAAUGGAAUGAGUACCUAUUGUCUCGCAGAUUACGAUUCCGAAGAAGAAUUCAAUGUAUUUCUUCAUCGAUUCAGAACUGAUUUAUUGGAAGGAUUCCGACAAGCAACAAUGGUAGCACCAUUGGUAACGUUUACUUACGUACAACAAUGGUUGACGGCUAAAAUAACGAAAGGUAUGGCAGAUCUUCGAUAUAAAAGCGAUCAGAACGAUCCACAAUAUCUUGAAUGGGAAGCUCUGGCUCAAGCUUUAGAUUCCGUUGUAUCAAGAAUUUUAUUGAUUAGCGAACGACCAAGCGUACAAACUGGCCUACAACUAUUGGAAUUAUGCCUUGGUUAUUCUCCGCUAGAUCCUUGGCUAUUAUCCGCAUUACUUUCUUGCAUUAGCGCUCUCUUCGUAUUCUUGUCUAUGUCAACUGGUUCAAUGGCUAUGCCAGGAGUAGCAAUCUUACCGAGAGUUUUGGAAAAAAUCUUUGCCGCUCUGGUAUUUGAAGCACCCGGUGAAACGAAGGGUACUCGAUCUAGAGCAGCAAAGAACGUAAGACGUCAUGCAGCCAGUCUCAUGGUAAAGAUUAGUUUGAAAUAUCCAUUGUUACUUCUCCCAGUUUUUGAUCAAAUCCAUACAAUGGUUCGCGGUUUAGCGAGAGAACCGAGCUCAUUAUCUAAGAUGGAGACCAUCAUGCUUUACGAAGCACUUCUAUUGAUAUCGAAUCAUUUCUGCGAUUACGAAAGACAAACCCGAUUUGUUGCCGAAGUAAUCAGCGAAGGAUCUGUAAAAUUUAUUGCUCUUGGACACGAAGCGUUUAAAGGUCCACUCGAAUUAAUGAGGUUUAUCGGAUUGAAUGGAUCACCAGUUGAAAGUAUAACCGAAGAUUCAGCAGGUCAAAAUCGAAGCGACUUAAUGAUUUGUGUUUGUACAAUAUUGAGUGUUGUGAAGCGGUGUUCUAUUCCGGAUGAUCCAGACCGCGCUGCAAGAGGCAGUUUCGUAGCUGCGCUUAGCGAAAGCGGAAAUCCGGUAUAUAGAAAUCCUGCUACACCACAUGUGAUUCCAGUACUACCGACACUCUUUGCAUUGCUCAGGGCGAUGAAUGCACUCUUCACUCCUGCAGCAUUAGCAGCUUUAUCAGAGGGAUACAAAAAUGCUCACGAACUAUUGGAGUCGGAAAAGGCGAACCUUUUAGGUUUAAAUAUAACAAAUGAUAAUGCUUCCGAACCCGAUCAAUCUUCCAAUACAGCUUUAGUUCGUAUGCAAUCGUUUCUCAGUACUAUCCACGAUCAGUGCUAUCACAUGUUGGGCAGUGGAUGUCAUAUGAUUGGAAGAGACUUUUAUCAGUUACCUGGUUUGGCGCCAGCACUUAUUAAUUCAGUUUUCUCUAAUAUGGAGUUGAUUCCAGAUUAUAGAUUACGGCCCAUCAUACGUGUCUUCAUGAAACCAUUUAUAUACUCUUGUCCACCUGCAUUUUAUGAAAGCGUACUUGUACCUGUACUGGCUCAUGUUUCUACACAUAUGUGUCAAAGAUUAAGUGCUAAGUGGCAAUAUAUUGCGCAUCUCUAUGAAUCUGGUGGUUUGGAUGAGGAAAAUACUGAUACGCAGGAAGUUAUCGCUGAUAUGUUAAAUCGGAAUUUGACGAGGGAUUUCGUAGAUCUGUUGAAAGUAGCUCUUGUCGGAGGUGCUGCUAGCGACGCAACGCCUCCCGAUACCAUGGAACAAGACGUGGACGGUAUGGCUAUAGAUCUUCCGACGUCACGUGGAAGUAGCAUAGUUGCCGAAGUCGUCAGCGAAUUGGGAACAUUCGUCCUUAGACAUCCAUCUACGUGCCAUAGUGUUGUUCUAUGUGUUCUGGGGGCUUUGGCUUGGAAUGAUUCGAACGCCAGUUUAAAAGCUACAAUGUUAACCGGACCAGUUGUACGAGCAUUGGCAGCUGAUGGCAGUCUAACACCAGCUAUGGCUGCUCACAUUAUGGUAGCUAUUCUUCAAGGUUUACAGCUUCAUGGGCAACACGAAGCCAACCAAGGUUCUCUUAUAACUUUGGGUACACAAGUUUACGAAUGUUUACGACCUAAAUUUCCGAACAUUAUCGAAGUAAUGCAACAAGUACCGGGUAUUAAUCCUACCGACCUGCAGCGUUUCGAUGAAAAGAUGGCUGUAGUCAGUACUAAGGGAAAUAAAGUUGAAAAAGGAAAGAAAGAUCUUUUCAAGAAAAUCACUAACCAGCUCAUUGGUCGAAGCAUUGGUCAGUUAUUUCGCAAGGAAGUUAAGAUAGAUAAUUUACCACGGAUAGAAGUUUUUGGAAAACCGCAAACUAUACGCGUGGACGAAAUCUCUAAGAAUGCGAAUGACAGUGGAAUCGCAGCUUUGUUUGCUGGGCCUACGUAGCAGGAACUACAUUUAGAUAAUCAUAUUGCGAAUACGUGAUCUAAAUUGAUAAAUAAUAAUAAGUCAUCGUGAACACGAUUUCCUACAGAAAAAAGAUUGAACUAUAAUUAAGGGAAUCCUGUACUUAAGAUAAGAGGAUUUCAUAUAAUAAGUUUGUUCCGAACAACAUUUUAUCGUUUAAAUUAUCUGCCAGUUUGAAUGCGUGUAUAUAGUCUGGGUUAGCAUAGCGACACAAAGGGUACUCAACGUAAAUAUAGAAAGGAAAAAACAUUCAGAUAUUAUGUGUAUACGCGCAUUCAACAUCAAUUGUGAAUAGUUUGUAAAAAAUUAAAUGUUACUUGUGAAACCAUCUUAUUUUUGGUUCAGGAUUUCGUCAUAUACACAAAACGUUUUGUUCAACGAGUAUCUAGAGUGCGUGCGAGAGUGUAUGUAUGUGUCGUGUGCGUGAUGUGUAUAGAUACGCAUCUGUAACAUAAGAAGGACAUUCAUUGCUAAAAACAGCAUGCAAUUAUUCUGAUAGAACAGAUUGAAAGAAAUGUCUAUAUAUGUUAGCAAGCAAUUGUAUAUUAAAUUGCAUGCAUUUAUUCCUAUUCUUUCGAAUUUACAUAAAAUCUCUUGUAACAAUGUAAAACAGUAUGACUUUCAAAGAUCACGCGGUGUGUAGCACAGUUUUUGUAAACAAUAUUUCGCUAUAAUAUACAAUACAGAGGUUGUUGAUUUAUAUAAAACAAUUUUACAAUUUGGUAUAAAAGUUCAUCGUAUGUAAUUGAUUUUGGAUAAGUAAAACGUGUACGUUACU